GCUGGCUGGCAGUGACCAAGGGGUGGGGUUAAUGUUUCUUAAAAAGGUUACAGACAGAAAGCUUGGGUUUUUCAGAGUUGAGGAUACACUUGAUAUGCACAUGUCAAAGAGCCAAGGGGAUAUCCAACAAAGGGGACAGGAUAUUGAUACCUCAGUCAUAACAGGAAAGGAGAGCAAGACCAACCUGACGGUGGAUAGAAUGGAGAGUGUUGACAUUGAAUUCUGGUAUUUCUCUUCUCUGUAUACAAUGGUUACAGCCCUAUACAUUGGGGCAAUUAUAACUAAGGCGAGAGGGAGUCAUGAUAGGGAAUACUGGACCUUUGCACUUUUGGCUCUUGGGGGGCCUCUGUGCUUUUUGGCCCUUCCAGGUUACCGCAGUCUGCUCUUUCUGACCUGCAGCCUCUGGUUGUGCUAUGUAGUUCUGGGCAGACGAGUGGACAUGCUGACGAUGCAGGGAAGAGCUGUGCUGAUUACAGGUUGUGAUACAGGUUUUGGUCAUGCCCUAGCGAGAAGGCUUACUGACUUGGGAGUGACUGUGUUUGCUGGGGUUCUGGAUGAGACCAGCCCAGGAGCAGUGGAGCUGAAGAGACUGGGGUCUGAGGGGCUACAAGUCGUUCAGCUGGAUGUGACAGACGCUGGGCAGAUAAAGCGGGCUCACCACUACAUCUGCACUCAGGUUGGGGAGGCAGGUCUUUGGGGGAUUGUGAAUAACGCGGGAGUCCUGGGCUUUGUGGCAGAUGGAGAGAUUCUGCCUGUGAGAGUAUACAGGGAAUGCUUGGCAGUGAACUUCCUUGCUGCAGUAGAGGUCUCUCAGGUGUUUCUUCCAAUGCUCCGACACUCCAGAGGCAGGCUAGUCAACGUCUGCAGUAUGGCAGGUGAUGUACCCGUCCCUGGGUUUGUGGCCUAUGGAGCAUCCAAAGCAGCCCUGAACACCUUCUCUGGAGUGAUGAGACUAGAGUUGGCCAGAUGGGGUGUCAACGUAUCCACAAUUCAACCUGCAGGCUUCAGGACAAAUAUCUUCGGUAGCAGUGAUGACUGGAGCCGCUACCAAGAGGAGAUCUUCACCUCUCUAUCCCAGGAUGUCCGGAAGGACUACGGCGAGGCCUACAUCUCCUCUCUCCAGACCCGCUUUUCCAAGAUGGCCGACAUGUCCUCAGAGGACCUGCAUCCCGUGCUAGAUGACAUGUGCCACGCCCUGAUGUCAGUGGCCCCCAGAUCCGUCUACACCCCUGGCCAGUCUGCGUGGCUCAUCCCCUGCCUCCACCGCCUCUGCCCCACACAGUUCUAUGACAUCAUUAUUACAAGUCUGUUUCAGUUCAAUAGUAGUCUGCCAGCUGGGCUCCAGGCAGGAGGCUCAGUGGGUUCGAAGACUUGAUAAAAUGCGAGAUAACUGAUGUGAUGUCGGGCUAUUCUUUCCCAAGGUUCUUUAUGGGAAUGCUUCCAUAGAUUAGUAUCUCUCCAUCUUCCCUCAUGCUUGGUUGGCAGGCUUUGUAUCAACACAGC
Coregonus clupeaformis (lake whitefish) is the source of this 1503-nucleotide messenger RNA. It is a transcript of the gene hsd17b2, whose product is annotated as hydroxysteroid (17-beta) dehydrogenase 2. Bases 32 to 1375 code for a protein of 447 amino acids. NCBI's taxonomy places the organism in Eukaryota, Metazoa, Chordata, Actinopteri, Salmoniformes, Salmonidae. Gene Ontology annotation, molecular function: oxidoreductase activity. The record is from RefSeq and is a predicted model, not a curated record. The transcript is spliced from 5 exons.